Molecule: messenger RNA, 3556 nt
Organism: Lagopus leucura (white-tailed ptarmigan)
Lineage: Eukaryota; Metazoa; Chordata; Aves; Galliformes; Phasianidae
Product: villin-1
Exons: 20
Coding region: 873-3482 (869 amino acids)
Biological process (GO): regulation of lamellipodium morphogenesis; barbed-end actin filament capping; actin polymerization or depolymerization
Cellular component (GO): cytoplasm; actin cytoskeleton; lamellipodium
Molecular function (GO): actin filament binding; phosphatidylinositol-4,5-bisphosphate binding
Source: RefSeq, a predicted model, not a curated record
CCUCCUUGGCCUCGGGAGUCUCUUGUUGGGUGGCUGAGCCAUCACUAUCCCUCUGGUGAUCCCUGGGGCUGCAAGGGCACAGGGUGCCGCUGGUGGCACAGUGCUGGCUCAGCAGGGUGGGGGCAAUCAUGCUGUGACAGUGCUGUGAUAAACGUGGGAUAGGUGACGCCUUGGUGCCAGCGUUCCACAGCCCCUCCUGCACCUCCAGAGCCACCCAAAUGCUAUCAGGCAGAAUUAGGGUGGAAAAGGGCAAGGAUGAAAGGGCUAGGGAUAGCUCAGCCUCAGAACACCAAUUGUUGCUGGAGGAGUUUCAGAACAACUGUAUUCUGAUUCUGACUAUGCUGGAGAGUCCCUAGUCCCCAAGGUGUCCUCUCUCUGGCCACUCUCUGCUCCAACUGAGGGACCUCUGGCCACAUCCAGUCCAACCCAUGGGGAUCCCCAGCACCAGGCUGGUGAUGCCUUGGCACACAGAGAAGCCAUGGAAUGAAACAGAAAGUGGGUAGUUGCAGGCGGGAUCCAACCCAUGCUGGCAGCCCCAUGCUGGGUAGGACAAAUGGGACAACUGCACCUUUCUAUGUGGUUGGAGCCAUUGGAGGUGGCUCCAACAUGGCCCCAUAGGUUUUGGUUGCUUUGGAUCCCCCAUGGUUGGGAUUGGGAGCAUCUCUGCAGCCUGCUCGGUCCCCAUCUCCCAUGGGGACAUGGCCACUGGGACCUGCCCUGUCCCCUCCCCAUGCAUGGGUUGGGGAUCGUGGUGGCUCAGUGCCAUGGGAAGUGGGUGCCACCCAGGUGUCACUACCCUGAGAGUAAUGGGGCUCUGAGGGGGAACCUUGAGGGAUGUGAGGACCUUGACUCAAGGUUCUUCCUGCCCUUAUAUGGUGAACAUGGGCUGGGACAGCUGGGGACAAAGGUCUCUUCUCUGCUGGCACCCCAGCACUUCCCCUAGGUACACGCACCUUGUGCUCAGCUCUGCGGGGAAGGUCCCCCUGCCUGCAGCCAGCACCAUGGUGGAGCUCAGCAAAAAGGUCACCGGGAAGCUGGACAAGACCACGCCGGGCAUCCAGAUAUGGAGAAUCGAGAACAUGGAGAUGGUGCCAGUGCCCACUAAAAGCUAUGGCAACUUCUACGAGGGGGAUUGCUAUGUGCUGCUGUCGACACGUAAGACUGGGAGCAGCUUCAGCUACAACAUCCACUACUGGCUGGGUAAGAACUCAAGUCAGGACGAGCAGGGGGCAGCCGCCAUCUACACCACGCAGAUGGACGACCAUCUGGGCUCUGUGGCUGUGCAGCACCGUGAGGUCCAGGGCCAUGAGAGCGAAACGUUUCGUGCGUACUUCAAGCAGGGACUCAUCUAUAAGCAGGGUGGGGUUGCCUCAGGCAUGAAGCACGUGGAGACCAACACCUACAACGUCCAGCGCCUGCUGCAUGUGAAGGGCAAGAAGAAUGUGGUGGCUGCAGAGGUGGAGAUGAGCUGGAAAAGCUUCAACCUGGGUGACGUCUUCCUGCUGGACCUUGGCCAGCUCAUCAUCCAGUGGAACGGCCCUGAGAGCAAUCGUGCUGAGAGGCUGGGGGCGAUGACCCUGGCCAAGGACAUUCGGGACCGAGAGCGUGCGGGACGUGCGAAGGUUGGUGUGGUGGAAGGUGAGGAUGAGGGGGCCUCACCUGAGCUGAUGCAGGUCCUGACAUAUGUGCUGGGGGAGAAGAAGAACAUCAAGGCAGCCACAGCCGAUGACCAAGUGCACCAGGCGCUCAACAGUGCCCUCAAGCUGUACCAUGUCUCUGAUGCCAGUGGGAACCUGGUCAUACAAGAGAUAGCAAUUCGCCCCUUGACUCAAGACAUGCUCCAGCAUGAGGACUGCUACAUCCUUGAUCAAGCUGGUCUCAAGAUCUUUGUGUGGAAGGGAAGGAAUGCCAGCAAGGAGGAGAAGCAGCAGGCAAUGAGCAGGGCCCUGGGCUUCAUCAAAGCCAAGAAUUACCCGUCCAGCACCAGCGUGGAGACGGAAAAUGAUGGGUCUGAGUCCGCUCUCUUCAGGCAGCUCUUCCAAAAAUGGACUGUUCCCAACCAAACCAGUGGGCUGGGCAAGACCCAUGCUGUGGGCAAAGUGGCCAAGGUGGAGCAGGUGAAGUUUGAUGCCACCACAAUGCACGCCAAGCCUGAAGUGGCUGCCCAGCAGAAGAUGGUGGAUGAUGGAUCUGGGGAGGCAGAGGUCUGGCGGGUGGAGAACGGGGAGCUGGCGCCUGUGGAGAAGCGGUGGUUGGGCCAUUUCUACGGCGGGGACUGCUACCUGGUGCUCUACACCUACUAUGUGGGGUCCAAGGUGAACCGCAUCAUCUACAUCUGGCAGGGCCGCCAUGCCAGUACGGAGGAUCUGGCCGCCUCGGCCUACCAAGCUGUUAUCCUGGACCAGAAGUACAACAACGAGCCCGUGCAGGUGCGCGUCACCAUGGGCAAGGAGCCGGCCCACCUGAUGGCCAUCUUCAAGGGCAAGAUGGUGGUGUACGAGAAUGGCUCCUUGAGGGCAGGGAACACAGAACUGGCAUCCUCCACUCGGCUCUUCCACGUGCACGGCACCAAUGAGUACAACACCAAGGCCUUCGAAACACCUGUUCGAGCUGCUUCUCUCAACUCCAAUGAUGUCUUUGUGCUCAAGACACCCGGCUGCUGCUACCUCUGGUAUGGGAAGGGCUGCAGCGGGGAUGAGCGUGAGAUGGGCAAGAUGGUGGCUGACAUCAUCUCCAAGACUGAAAAACUGGUGGUCGCUGAAGGGCAGGAGCCACCCGAGUUCUGGGUAGCUCUGGGCGGCAAGACCAGCUAUGCCAACAGCAAGAGGCUACAGGAGGAGAAUCUCUCUGUGCCACCCCGGCUCUUUGAAUGCUCCAACAAGACAGGCAGGUUCUUGGCCACUGAGAUUGUCAACUUCACCCAGGAUGAUCUGGAUGAGAAUGACGUUUACCUGCUGGACACUUGGGACCAGAUUUUCUUCUGGAUCGGGAAAGGUGCCAAUGAGUCAGAGAAGGAGUCUGCAGCAGUGACAGCACAGGAGUACCUGCAGAGCCACCCUGGCAGCCGUGACCUCGACACCCCCAUCAUUGUGGUGAAGCAGGGCUACGAGCCCCCCACUUUUACCGGCUGGUUCAUGGCCUGGGAUCCCCUCUAUUGGAACGACAAGAAAUCCUAUGAUGAGCUGAAAGCUGAGCUGGGGGACAACGCCAGCAUUGGGCACCUCGUGUCAGGGCUCACUUCCAAGAAUGAGAUCUUCACAGCCACCACCACACUCGUCCCCACCAAGCUGGAGAUCUUACCAUUGGAUGUGCUGGUGAACACUGCAGCUGAGGACCUGCCCCGGGGCGUGGAUCCCAGCAGGAAGGAGAAUCACCUCUCCGACGAGGACUUCAUGGCUGUUUUCGGUAUGACCCGCUCUGCCUUUGCCAAUUUGCCCUUGUGGAAACAGCAGAAUCUCAAGAAGGAGAAAGGACUCUUCUAGGAGGGGAGGCUCAGCCCACAGCCAUCCCAAGCAAGCACAUUAUUUUUACUAAAUAAAAUGGAUUCGGAAUGGGG